This is a messenger RNA of Zychaea mexicana, 522 nucleotides long. RefSeq lists its product as uncharacterized. The transcript is spliced from 2 exons. Bases 1 to 522 code for a protein of 173 amino acids. The record is from RefSeq and is a predicted model, not a curated record. Lineage: Eukaryota; Fungi; Mucoromycota; Mucoromycetes; Mucorales; Lichtheimiaceae.
AUGGUGGCGGUGUUCAAGAUGCCGGACGUGCAGUUCAAUGGAUUGGAAAGCGAGCCACUGGCUAGCAUGUCUGGCUCGACGGUGAACAUGAACUUUACGUUGGAUAUCUCGGUGGACAACCCGAAUGGAAUCUCACUCACGUUUGAAAAGAUUGUGGCGGAGGCCUUUUAUCCGGACCAUCACGAUGUCUCGAUUGGUGGCGGCGAGCUUGACAACGUUAAAAUCGACAAGAACGCCAUGACCAACAUUAGCUUCCCGUUCAAUAUCCAGGUGGAUGCAGCUGACGAUAGCAGCAAAGCCAUCGUAGCCGAUCUGCUGACCAAGUGUGGGCUCAUGGGUGGUCAAACCGCCCAGCUCACAAUCGACUAUGAAGUGACGCCAACCAUCCGCGUAGCUGGCAUUCCUAUCUCACCGAAGAUCUCCAACAGUGCAAACUUUGACUGUCCCGCCUCUUCUUUGUCCGAAUUGACAGGAGGAGGUGGCGUAGCAGACAUGAUUCCAAGCGGUGUGCUAGGCGCGUAA